GCAAGCUGGCAAGCUGUGGCAGCCUGUACCAAUCCCUGAACAUAUGCCUGGAUCACACUGCACAAAGGAUAUUCAGAGGAAUAUCAGCUGCUCCACUUCCCAUCCACUGACACAGAAGACUCACACCACUACUUUCACACUCCAGGAAUUCCAGCCACUGAUGGCAAACCCGGUUCAACAGUCUGAGCAUGAGAAGUCACAGGGAGAGAAGACGGACGCCAGGACACCUGCAGGACCCACAAACCUGCAGAAGACCAGGGCCUGCCUCCUCAAGGGACUCUCCUACUUUUCUGGAGACAUGCCAGUGUUUGGGAAAUGGAUGGAAAAGCAGUUUUUGCUGCUGCAGCUGCUGGACUGGGUUUUGCGUGGAGCUGCCCAGGUGAUGUUUGUUAACAACCCUCUGAGUGGCCUCAUCAUUUUUGGCGGCCUCAUCCUGCAGAACUACUGGUGGGCCCUCAACGGCUUCGUGGGGACGCUCUUUGCCACCAUUUCUGCCCUCAUACUGCAGCAGAACAGGGGUGCAAUAGCUGCAGGGCUGUACGGGUACAACGGCAUCCUGGUGGGCCUCCUGAUGGCUGUGUUCUCCAACGCAGGAGACUGGUACUGGUGGCUUCUGCUACCCAACAUCUUCAUGUCUAUGAUGUGCCCAAUAGUGUCCAGUGCCCUGGCAUCUAUCAACAGUCGCUGGGACCUGCCAGUGUUCACCUUGCCCUUCAACAUCCUGGUGUGCCUCCACAUGGUGGCCACCGGCCACUACAACCACCACUUCCCACAAGUCCUCAUCCAGCCUCGCUCCGAGCUGCCCAACAUCACCUGGGCUGACAUCGACGUCGCCAAGCUGUUCAGAUCCGUGCCCGUGGGAAUAGGCCAAGUCUACGGCUGUGACAACCCCUGGACAGGAGGAAUCUUCAUCAUUGCACUCUUCAUCUCCUCCCCCAUCACCUGUAUUCAUGCUGUUCUGGGAUCUGCAGUGGGCAUGGUCUCAGGUUUGGCUCUGGCUGCUCCAUUUGAAAGCAUUUACUUUGGCCUGUGGGGAUACAACUGUGUGUUGGCCUGCAUCGCCAUCGGAGGGAUGUUCUACGCUCUUACCUGGCAGGUGCAUCUGCUCGCCAUUACCUGUGCUUUCUUCUGUGCAUACCUCGGCUCAGCUAUCGCCAACGUGAUGUCUACAUUUGGUUUGCCAGCCUGCACGUGGCCUUUCUGCCUCUCCGCUUUGACCUUCCUCCUCAUCACCGCGGAGACCAAAAAGAUCUUCAAGCUGCCGCUGGCCAAGGUGACCUACCCCGAGAAAAACCUGGGCUUCUUCUGGAAGCUCAAGAAACAGGAGAAAAUGGAGAAGCGCGAGAAAGAGAGGAAGGAGAAAGAGGAGCAGCAAAAAGCCAUUGAAGAAAACUUGAGGCUCAACGAGAAAGAACAACUGAGGCUGGAGCUUGAGAGAAUGGAAGAGGGGAAAACAGCGAGUGACGAGUCAAAGGAACAAAAUGAGGACACACACACUGAAGACCCUGGGUCGGAGGUGGGCCAACAAGGGACCGAGGAAGAAGACACGAACAACAACUUAAUCGAAGUCACCGUCACAGAUUCUGUUUAAUGGAAAUACCACAUUUCUGGCCAGGGAGAAUGAUUCUUGCAUGGCUCCUAGAUGUAUGAAGGAUAUAAAGUCUAUCUGUAGCAAUCCUUUCAAAGUUUGAAGUUUGUGUAUUGUUUGUGUUUGUUGAAAUGCCAUGUUUCUACUGCUUGCUGACUCAGGUUUAUGGUAUGACUGGAUGACUCUGUAAAACUAUUUUGUUCUGUAAAACUUUCUUAAUGUAAAUGUGAUGAUAUGUUUGUAUUUUUCUUAUAUAAAAAAAACUCAGUGUUAUAAAAAGAAGGAACACCAUUUAAAAAGUGUAACAUUUUCCUUUUUUAUAUUUUUAAUAAAAGCUGCACAUC
This is a messenger RNA of Myripristis murdjan (pinecone soldierfish), 1932 nucleotides long. It is a transcript of the gene slc14a2, whose product is annotated as solute carrier family 14 member 2. Gene Ontology annotation, molecular function: urea transmembrane transporter activity. The record is from RefSeq and is a predicted model, not a curated record. Lineage: Eukaryota; Metazoa; Chordata; Actinopteri; Holocentriformes; Holocentridae. The transcript has 10 exons. Bases 44 to 1591 code for a protein of 515 amino acids. Gene Ontology annotation, cellular component: membrane. Gene Ontology annotation, biological process: urea transmembrane transport.